Molecule: messenger RNA, 1284 nt
Organism: Lactuca saligna
Lineage: Eukaryota; Viridiplantae; Streptophyta; Magnoliopsida; Asterales; Asteraceae
Source: the annotation of a GenBank genome assembly
AUGGAAGCUGAAUGCUCCUCAUCCUUAGCCGUGAAUCAAGAAUUCCGUCAACUUACAAUUUCCGAGAUUCAUUUUGUAACCAAAAACUUCGAUGAGUCAUUGGUAAUCGGGCGUGGGGGUUUUGGAAUGGUCUACAAAGGAACCAUCACAAAUGGAGCAACUCAUUUAGUUGCUGCCAUCAAGCGGCUGGAUUCAACUUCUAAACAAGGAGAAACAGAGUUUUGGGCUGAAGUUGAGAUUCUCACUAAGUUAAGACACUGCCACUUAGUGCCUCUGAUUGGUUAUUGCAACGAUGGGGAAGAAAUGAUCCUCGCAUACGAAUAUAUGCCCCAUGGAACACUUGAAGAUCAUCUCCACAACUUGCAGACUCCUUUAUCUUGGGUGCAACGACUCAAAAUAUGUAUAGGGGUGGCUCGUGGGUUAGAUUACCUUCACACUGGUACGGGUAUAAAGCAUGGAGUUAUACAUCGCGAUGUGAAGAGCUCUAAUAUAUUGUUAGAUGAAAGCUGGAAUGCUAAGAUUUCAGAUUUUGGUUUGUCCAAACUAGGUCCAAUAAAUCAACCUUCCACUUAUGUAAAUACUGUUGUGAAAGGAACUUUUGGAUACCUAGAUCCAGACUACUUCACAACAGGUAGGUUGACUAGAAAGUCUGAUGUGUAUGCCUUUGGGGUAGUUUUAUUUGAAGUCCUUAGUGGAAAACGAGCAGUGGAUAAAAGUCUUGGAGAGGAGCAUUGGGGUUUAGCAAGAUGGGCUCAAGAAUCUGUCAAAGAAGAUAGGCUUGAGCAAAUAGUUGAUUUAAAUAUAAAGGACGAAAUCAUGCGUAAAUGUUUAAAGGAGUUUGCACGUAUUGCAGAUUGGUGUUUGGAUAGAAAUCCCAAGCAACGGCCUUCAAUGGCUGAAGUUGUGGUUUGUCUUGAGUCUGUGCUAGCGUUACAGGAGAAAGCCGGUAACAAGUUGCACCAUGCACGCAUGAGAAAAUUUGGUUGGGCGCAAGUUGUUGCAGAGCUGGGUCCCAUCUUGAAUGCUAGCAGAAACUAUUAUACAGAAAAAUCAAAGUUGAAGUCUGAGAUGAUUAAAGAAAAGUUUGUCAACCAAAUACAGCAAAUUUAUGAUGAGAGCCAACUCGUCAAAAUUGCAAAAGAACAGACGAUGGAUUCAAAUUUACUCACACAGUCAUUUGGGGUGGUAUCUAAGAAACUGAGGAGAACCAAAGAAAAGCACCCUAUUGUCAGGGACAGGACACAGUGGUACCAGGAUCAAAACAUUGAAGAGGACACUUCAUAA